AGGUGUCACUCUUGUUCCGUCGUUUUGCGACUGUCAGUCUCGUGUCACAGCACGUGCGUGCAAUGAAAGUCGUGUGGUCAGCUGUACUCUUACGUCUCACUCCUCUCCCCACUAGCUAAGACAUGGACAACUUAUCUGCUUCGGGCGUCAGACUUCUGAUACCGGGCACAGAGCUGCGUGUGAGAUUUCUGAGCAGGAGGACCUAGCGCCUUUAUUUCAUGCUUUGUCUCUUUUUCUUCCAAACUGAAAGGGUUCGUAAAAAAUUGGGGUGAUUUUUUGUUGUCGUGGACAAGGAGACAAGUUUCUUUUGAAAAAUAGCGCCAGCACUAGAUUUGGAAGUCUGUGCCUCAGCAAAAACAAAGGCACUGUGGCUACAGCCUCGCAAAGGCUUGCUGAAGUUGAGUGGUCCUAUUCUGUGGAAGUACUAUCCGAGCUGCGAGUUCCGCCUCCUCAUACAUUACUCUGAAUUAAAACACCGAACCAACAUCGAAAAAAUGUCGCAAGCCUCCGGCUAUUACCACCCGCACACCCAGCAGCAGCAGGACGAAAACGCCCAGCGCCAGGCAGUGAUCGAAAAGAUCAUGGCGCUCCAGCAAAACCUUUCGGACGUGACGCUGAAGAUCGAUGCUGCGAGGCAGGAGAACUUGCAGCUGAAAGAGGAAAACGAUGUGCUGAAAGAUUACGUGCAGCAGCUGGUAUAGUUUAAACUCGGCCGGUUCAUUUUUUGCUCUGUUUUUUUUGUGCGCUUGAGAAACAUUUCGACAUGAUGAAAUACCAAACAACGAAAAAAAACAGGUUGCGUCUGUGGAGAGACCAUCGGGGAGUGCGGGUUAGUGGCUCGAUAUUUGCUUCUUGCACUUACUUUUGACGAUACCUUGCGGCUGACACUACAACUCAUCUCCGACGGGGCGACGGUUUUUUCUAGUCCCCUUUCGAAGAUACCGUGUACCAAAGCCAAAGCCGCGGGGUGCAGUUGGCGACGACUUCCUGAACGUCCAAGCGAGCUUUUUUGGUGGCGGAAGACUCGAAUUGCAGCAAUUUGGUCGUCGAGCCUCCCGCACUGCGACGCGCCGCGUCACUUGGCGGGCAGCGGGUGAUGAAGAUAUUUGACGAACACAGAAAGCAAAGGAAAUUGCGGGAGUACUUGCGAAUUGAUAGUCCCACCUUCUGCUGCCGUCACCAGAUAGCAGCAUCCAAUCCGUGUAAAGAAAAUGAUCUUGUACGAGGACCCCUUCGGCGAUGACAACCGCUUCCGCGUUCUCGAAGUGCUGGGCAGCGGUGCGGCCGAGCAAUGUCGAAGAUCAAGAUGACGGGCGGAAGUUGUAGAAAGAUUUGCACUGAAUCUGAAACUGAAUAACGAAGACUGCAUUCACGGGCAUUCGCCGCAGAGAAGACCCAUCUUCACACCAAUCGGCGUGUCGCAAUAGGGGAAACAUAGACGAGGGGUUUCUACUCGUAUGAGGUGAGGAUUGAUGACCCGGCUCCGGGUCGUGGACCGGAAAUUUUGAAUUCUUUGUCCAUUAAAUUUUGUUGAGUUGGAUAACAAUUACAUUCCGCAAUAGACAUAAUAUAACGAGAACGGAGCCAAGCGACUCCCUUUACUGUGUGCACGAAUUCACAUCGACUCCAGCAUCCUGGAUCGGAAUCGCAGUCGAACU
Amoebophrya sp. A120 is the source of this 1658-nucleotide messenger RNA. The record is from the annotation of a GenBank genome assembly. NCBI's taxonomy places the organism in Eukaryota, Dinophyceae, Syndiniales, Amoebophryaceae.